This is a messenger RNA of Morchella importuna, 1194 nucleotides long. RefSeq lists its product as uncharacterized. The record is from RefSeq and is a predicted model, not a curated record. The coding region runs from base 1 to 1194 and encodes 397 amino acids. The transcript has a single exon. Lineage: Eukaryota; Fungi; Ascomycota; Pezizomycetes; Pezizales; Morchellaceae.
AUGGGUUACGAGCAGGUGUCUUCGGCCCCAGUCGACCUCCACCAUCACCCGUACUCCACAUCCUCAUCUGCAUCGUCAUCCGCCUCUUCUCUGGCCAUGGCUGGUGUGCAUCACAAUGCGACACCAUCUCAAAUUUACAACAUGAGUGCUCAUACCCUUAGGGUCGGAAAUAGUGGCCCCAGUCACCAUAUGCAUAAUAGUGCAAUGCCUCUUAGGUCUUUGUGUCACCAGGAUCCGUUAGGCGGAAAUGGUAGCGGCGGGGAUAGCACCAGCGGAUUGAUCCUUUCAGGGAGAUAUGAGAGCCUUGGAGGGGAUAUGACUGGGGGUAAUGUGAUGACUGUUAGCAACGGGGAUAUGUAUAAUGGGACAUAUGCUCCUUACCUUCAUCCUGAUAUUACGAGCAACAUUCACGGCCAACAAUGGGCCACCAUGUCUGGAGGACGGAGCUCGAGUCUCUAUUUAGACCAAGAUCAGUCUCCAAUGAACAACUAUAUUUCACCUAACCAGUCUAUGGGAAACUUCGGUGUAGUAUUUCCAGCGCUUAGUUCCCUUUCUUCUUCUCUUCCCGAUGGGGCAUCUCCAAGGACUCCCGGGGGUGAAAAGGUCCAGCUUCCACUGCCGAUUCGAACACAGGCUUCAGAAGCAAUGGCCAAUAAUGCGGGAAACCUAAGGCCUCCAUCUAUAGGGAACACUCUGGUGAACGAUUCGACAUCUUCCAACUAUGAGCGCCAGUCACUCCAGGCCUCGUAUAGAGUAUUCCCUAGUAGUUGGGCUGGGGAUUCUUCCUUCUCGGCGACCUCCCAGUCAGCUGGUAUGGCUGUAAAUUCCCCUACCGCCGCAGGAAUGCCCUCGCAGCCAACACCCGCUUUGCCUGUACCGUGUCAGAUAAGCACGUACGACUCACACAACCCACCAACAUUCCCGCUCUCUUCAUCGAAUAGUUCUUUGCUUCCAUCCUUGUCGCAACAAAACCCGCUCAUCUCGAGCUCUUCGGUAGAUUCAUUUCCUCAGGCUCUAGCACACCAGCAAAACCAGAAGAAUCGUAGCAAUUCCGAGUCAAGCAACAGCUCAAAAACUAUAGCGCCAGCAGUAGCAAUUCGAACAAAUUCUACGCCAAGCUAUACGCGAUCGAGCGUAGGUGGGUGUCAUCAAUCCAAUGAUCAAUUUGGGGAGGGCUAUACAAAUUUAGUCUAA